Molecule: messenger RNA, 707 nt
Organism: Aspergillus saccharolyticus JOP 1030-1
Lineage: Eukaryota; Fungi; Ascomycota; Eurotiomycetes; Eurotiales; Aspergillaceae
Product: Rieske (2Fe-2S) protein
Exons: 2
Coding region: 19-531 (170 amino acids)
Molecular function (GO): 2 iron, 2 sulfur cluster binding
Source: RefSeq, a predicted model, not a curated record
CUCCUCUGCGUACCUGCAAUGAAUCCCUUCCAACGACCAUCUCAAACAGCUGCCACCUGGCGGAAGGUGGGCCUGACCUCCGACUUCCCGGACGUGGACUCCGAGGAUGCCAAGUCACGGAUCAAAGCCAGCUGCAAGGCAUUCCAUGUCCCCACCGCGGCCACCGGCUGCCCGUCCGAGACCCCCGUCGAGGCCGACUUGGACAUGCCGGGCAACAUCAACGAGCAGGUUCUCGUCUUCAAGUAUAAGGGCAAAUUUCAUGCGAUUGAUCACCAAUGUCCACACGCAUUGUAUCCACUGUCCUGGGGCAGCGUGUUCGAUAUCGAGGACUUCGGGGUCACGCUGAGUGCGGGAAUCACUUGUCCCAAGCAUGGCUGGUCGUUUGAUCUGUUUUCCGGUCAGGCAGACCGCGGCAACUACAAGCUCAAGGUCUGGGAGGUGCAGUUGCGCGAUUCCCCAUCUUCGGAAGAUGGAGCUGCAGGAUCUGCAGAUCAAGAGGUCUGGGUGAGGAGGAAGCAACGGAUUGGAUAGAUUAUGUUGCAGGUCGGGGGGACUUGAGCAUCACGGAGAGGUGGUCUGUUCUUGCGACUGAGGACUGUGUCACUACGGCUCUGGGUGGUUUUAUAGGUAUGUUCCGCCCUGAAUUUUGGUCAGUGGACCGGAUUCAGUCUCACACAGUGUAUAUAGAUUUAGAGGUAUUGGAACUU